Papaver somniferum (opium poppy) is the source of this 2143-nucleotide messenger RNA. RefSeq names its product probable glucuronosyltransferase GUT1. Bases 425 to 1786 code for a protein of 453 amino acids. NCBI's taxonomy places the organism in Eukaryota, Viridiplantae, Streptophyta, Magnoliopsida, Ranunculales, Papaveraceae. Gene Ontology annotation, molecular function: glycosyltransferase activity. The record is from RefSeq and is a predicted model, not a curated record. The transcript is spliced from 11 exons.
CAAACCAAAAUCCAGAAUCGAUUUUUCGUCAAAUACUAGAAUCAAAUCAAAUUCCGAUUGCUGCUACUUCAUUCUUUCGUGAAUAACAAAACUGGGGUUUCACACUCACUGAAUAAACCGUUCCUUCUGCCGAUUCAUUCCAAAGACUUCAACCAAUAACCUAAAACACUUGUACUUCUUCUACCGAUUUCACUCUCCAGCAUCAACUUCAUCAGGUUUGGGAGAUCUGGUGGUGAAUCUAUACUCUUCGUCUAUAACAUUUGAUUAGGGGACUAAUUGUAAGGAGUAUAGCUCAGUAUCUUUGUGCUUCCAUACACUGAAGUGAAAUAGAUCUUCUGAUUACGAAAUCCAUCGGUUAGUUCGGAAUUCGUCACUCAUAUUUCACUGCUAAGCUCUUUCUCACAGUUCUCAAACAAAACCAGUGAUGGCAAGUUCAAAUAAAACUAGAAACAACUUUUCAUCAAAUAAUCAUCCAGUAUGUACAAGAACAAAUCAAAUCCUUGCUUUAAUUCUCAUUACAACUACAUUUUUUCUUACAAGAACCUUUAAUCAAUAUUGCCCUAACAAUUACUCCUCCUCUUUCAUCAACAAAUCAUCAUCACAAGAUCUUUAUUUCAUUAACAAUGGUUGGCCUAAUAGAGGUUUUGGGAAUCAACUUUCUUUAAAGAUCUAUGUUUAUGAAGAAAAUGAAAUUGAUGGUCUUAAAGAGUUGAUGUAUGGCAGAGAUGGUCAAAUUACAGUAGAUUCUUGCUUGAAAGGCCAAUGGGGAACUCAGGUUAAAAUGCAUCAAAUGCUCCUUAAGUCGAGGUUUCGUACAUUGAAGAAAGAGGAAGCAGAUUUGUUCUUCGUUCCGACUUAUGUCAAGUGUGUUCGGAUGAUGGGUGGUCUGACUGAUAAGGAAAUAAACUCAACAUAUGUGAAGGUUUUAAGUCAAAUGCCAUAUUUUCGAUUAUCAGGUGGGCGCGACCACAUAUUUGUUUUCCCCAGUGGUGCUGGAGCUCACAUUUUCCGUUCUUGGCCGAAAUUCUUAAAUCGAUCCAUCAUUCUUACUCCCGAGGGGGAUCGCACGGAUAAGAGAGACACCAGUGCUUUUAAUACAUGGAAAGAUAUUAUUAUCCCUGGAAAUGUUGAUGAUAGUAUGACAAGAUAUGGAGCUAGCUUAGUCGAACCUCUGCCCUUAUCAAAGAGGAAAUUUUUGGCGAACUUCCUAGGUCGAGUUCAAGGAAAAGUUGGCCGUGUUGAACUGGUCGAGCUUGCAAAGAAUUUCCCAAGUAAGUUGGAAUCUCCAGAGUUGAAGUUAAGUGGCUCUGAGAAACUCGGUCGUAAAGAGUACUUUGAGCACUUGAGGAAUGCGAAGUUCUGCCUAGCCCCACGUGGGGAAUCAUCAUGGACUCUUCGGUUUUACGAAUCUUUCUUUGUGGAAUGUGUCCCUGUGAUCUUAUCAGACCAGGUAGAACUGCCUUUCCAGGAUGUUGUUGAUUACAGCCAGAUAUCAAUCAAGUGGCCGUCUACACAUAUUGGUCCGCAACUCCUAGACUACCUAGAAUCAAUUCCAGAUAAAGAGAUAGAUGCCAUGAUUGCCCGUGGUAGACAGGUUAGGUGCCUAUAUGCUUAUGCUCCAGAAACAGAACCAUGUUCAGCAUUUGUUGGGAUCUUGUGGGAACUUCAAAGAAAAGUGAGACAGUUUCACCAAUCCGCAGAAACAUUUUGGUUCCACAAUGGGUCCAUCAUAAACAGAAACUUGGUGCAGUUUCAUAAGUGGAAACCUCCCAUGCCUUUGCCAUAAAUUUUAUUCCUUGCAAUUUCACUUCAGUUUAUCUGUAAUUCUUCUCUCAAAUGGAAAAGUAGAUGGAAGGCGUUAAAAUGAUUAUCUAAUGCAGUUCGCUGCAGCAUUAGACCAGCAGUCGAGAGUCCAUUCAUUGGUACAAUUCUUUGUGAUUCUAUGCCAUGGUAAGUUUGAGUCGAAGGAUAAGCAAGCGUGGGUCUACAACUGGGAUCGUCACUUCACUUGAAGCCCCCUUAAAUCUCGUUUUCUUUUUUAUAAUUGGUGUAAUUUUCUCUGUUAGUAUUUUUUUUCUUUCUUCUGUACUUGCUGUUUUAAGGUUAGAGAUCUCCUCUUCCUUUUUUCGGCUUUUCAUUUUAA